This is a messenger RNA of Camelina sativa (false flax), 620 nucleotides long. RefSeq names its product 22.0 kDa heat shock protein. The record is from RefSeq and is a predicted model, not a curated record. NCBI's taxonomy places the organism in Eukaryota, Viridiplantae, Streptophyta, Magnoliopsida, Brassicales, Brassicaceae.
AUCUUGGAGAGAAUCCCAUUAGAACUCGAGAGGGACACGAGCGUGGCUCUGUCCCCAGCGAGAGUGGACUGGAAAGAAACAGCAGAUGGGCAUGAGAUAAUGCUCGAUGUUCCUGGUUUGAAGAAGGAUGAAGUAAAGAUAGAAGUGGAGGAGAACAGAGUUCUGCGGGUGAGUGGAGAGAGGAAAAGAGAAGAAGAGAAGAAAGGAGACCAGUGGCAUAGAGUGGAGAGAUCAUAUGGUAAGUUCUGGAGACAGUUCAAGCUACCUGAUAAUGUGGAUAUGGAAUCAGUCAAGGCUAAACUGGAGAACGGUGUGCUCACUAUUAACCUCACUAAGCUAUCCCCUGAUCAGGUUAAGGGUCCAAGAGUUGUUAACAUUCCAGCUGAAGAGGACCAAACUGCAAAAAUCAGCUCUUCUGAAUCCAAAGAACUCUAAUUGAAUAAACUAUAUACUACUUUCUGAGUGUGACGAAGAGAUAAAUCCAAGAGUCUUGUGUUUCAGGUUAUGUAUGCUAUUAAUGGAGUGUUAUGUUUUGUAACCUAUCUACCAAAAUCUGUAUAACCUUCCUGUAUCCAGUAAAAUUUUCACGUCAUUAUAUUAUAGAACAUCAUUUAUGAAAA